AUGCUUGCUUUCAAAAAAAGCUUUUCUGUUUUACUGCGCCAUAGAGCAGACUUUUCGCAUGUCGUCAUAGGUGGUGGUGUUGUUGGUGUUGCUGUUGGUAGUGAGUUGCAACUGAUUCCAUCCAAUAAUGUAGCUGUUCUAGAAAAACACUCUAUGCUUGGGAUGGAGACUACCAGCCGGAAUUCAGAGGUCAUACACGCUGGAAUUUAUUAUCCACCUACAUCACUUAAAGCACGCCUAUGCGUACGAGGGAAAGAAUUAAUAUAUCGUAAGCUCGAUCCCAAAAUUGUGCCGUAUCGGCAAUGUGGGAAAUGGGUUGUUGCGCAAAGCGAGAACGAAGGCAAGUAUUUAGAAAAGCUACACCAGAACGCCUCCGACAUGUCUGUUUCAACCAAAUUUGUAACUGCUGACAAAGUUAAAAAACAGCAUCCAUUAAUAAGAGCGGAAUAUGGGGCCCUCGAUUCACCAACAACGGGUAUUAUUUCGUCGCAUGACCUAACUCAAUAUUUCCAAGCUCAGUUUGAAAAUGCCGAAGGCACUUUAGCGAUAAACACUCGUGUUUGUGGCUUAGAGUACCGCUCUCAAGUCCUGGAUUAUUUGGUGCAUUGCGUGGAGAUGGGAUCAGGUGAAAAAUUCACAGUCUCAACGGACAAUAUCAUAAACUGUGCUGGCCUUCAUGCUCCAAAAAUUGCCAAUAUGCUUCUACCGUCUUCAAGGCACUUUCGAAGUUUGUUUGCUAAAGGAAGUUAUUUCUCUUAUGUACCCGAAACACCAGUUUCAACCAGUCUGAUCACGACCCGUUUAAUUUACCCAUGUCCCCAUCCAAAUGCGUCUGGUCUAGGAACACAUAUGACGUUCGACAUGGGGGGUCAAAUCCGAUUUGGACCAGAUUUAGAGUGGAUCAAAGAGUCUAUCGAAGACGCUUCUACUUUGGACUACAGUGUAUCACUGAUAAAUAUUGAAGCCGCCCAAAAAGCCAUUGCAAGCUAUUACCCCAGUAUCAAAAUAUCUGAGAUCCAACCAUCUUAUUCGGGGUUUAGACCAAAGUUGUAUUCUCAGUCUGAAAGUGUGGAGAAAUUCAGCGAUUUCUACAUUAAGGAAGAGAAGGGGUUUCCUGGGUUCGUGAAUAUGAUUGGAAUUGAAAGCCCAGGUUUGACUUCAGCUUUUGCUAUAGCAGAAUAUGUUAGAGAGAUAUACCACUAG
Messenger RNA from Metschnikowia bicuspidata var. bicuspidata NRRL YB-4993, 1203 nucleotides. RefSeq lists its product as uncharacterized. Bases 1 to 1203 code for a protein of 400 amino acids. Gene Ontology annotation, molecular function: (S)-2-hydroxyglutarate dehydrogenase activity; (S)-2-hydroxy-acid oxidase activity. Gene Ontology annotation, cellular component: mitochondrion. The transcript has a single exon. The record is from RefSeq and is a predicted model, not a curated record. NCBI's taxonomy places the organism in Eukaryota, Fungi, Ascomycota, Pichiomycetes, Serinales, Metschnikowiaceae.